UUAGAGCAAGCUUGGGCUUUGAAAAACAUUAUGGAUGCCAAAGCAGCCCUAGUGGUGGUUUGCCUUCUUGUGUUGGGACACUGCACACUCCAGCAGACCACCUCAAAGAAAAGAAACGGGAAGAAAGGUGCAGACAGUGCUGCAAUAGAGGAAAUGAAGAAACAAAUAAGCAACAUUGUGAUGGAGCUCAAUGUACUGAAGGAGCAGCAAGCAUUACAGACAGUUUGUUUACGAGGCAUGAAGAUCCUUGGCAAGUGUUUUCUGGCUGAUCACAUUAAGAAGAACUUCCACUCUGCCAGUGACGACUGCAUUGCCAAAGGGGGUACUCUGGCCACCCCCCUGAAUUUGGACGAAAAUGAGCAGCUUUAUGACUAUGUGCGCCAGAGCAUCGGCCCAGAGGAGCACAUCUGGCUUGGCAUCAACGACA
Boleophthalmus pectinirostris (great blue-spotted mudskipper) is the source of this 427-nucleotide messenger RNA. It is a transcript of the gene clec3ba, whose product is annotated as C-type lectin domain family 3, member Ba. The transcript has 3 exons. Lineage: Eukaryota; Metazoa; Chordata; Actinopteri; Gobiiformes; Gobiidae. The annotation marks the transcript as partial. The record is from RefSeq and is a predicted model, not a curated record.